Messenger RNA from Jaculus jaculus (lesser Egyptian jerboa), 1670 nucleotides. RefSeq names its product CUGBP Elav-like family member 5. Bases 1 to 630 code for a protein of 209 amino acids. The record is from RefSeq and is a predicted model, not a curated record. NCBI's taxonomy places the organism in Eukaryota, Metazoa, Chordata, Mammalia, Rodentia, Dipodidae. The transcript has 3 exons.
AUGGACAAAUACCGGUUGCUUCCGGCUUCCCAGAGCCAUCUGUCCUUGGGAUGCUUACCAGAGCUUCAAAUCCUGCUCAUGCAGCAGCAGACGACAGUCCUGUCCACCUCCGGCAGCUACCUGAGCCCCGGCGCGGCCUUCUCACCCUGUCAUAUCCAGCAGUUUGGCGCUGUCAGCCUUAAUGGACUGCCUGCCACGCCCAUUGCCCCUGCCUCUGGGCUGCCCGCACCCCCACUGCUCAGCACUGCCGCCGUUCCUGGCCUCGUGGCACCCAUCACCAACGGCUUUGCUGGGGUUCUGCCGUUCCCUGGUGGCCAUCCUGCCCUAGAGACUGUGUAUGCCAAUGGCCUUGUGCCCUACCCAGCUCAGAGCCCCACGGUGGCCGAGACGCUGCACCCUGCCUUUUCCGGAGUCCAGCAGUACACAGCCAUGUACCCCACCACAGCGAUCACUCCCAUCGCACACAGCGUCCCCCAGCCGCCGCCCCUCCUGCAGCAGCAGCAGCGAGAAGGAGUUUGGAGACUCGGAGCUGACGCAGAUGUUCCUGCCCUUCGGCAAUAUCAUCUCCUCCAAGGUGUUUAUGGACCGGGCCACCAACCAGAGCAAGUGUUUCGGAUUCGUGAGCUUUGACAAUCCCGCCAGCGCACAGACCACCAUCCAGGCCAUGAACGGCUUUCAGAUUGGUAUGAAGAGACUCAAGGUUCAGCUGAAGAGGCCCAAAGACCCAGGACACCCGUACUGACCAUGCCCACAGCCACCCCGAACCGUGGGUACGGCCCAGGUGAGCCGCCAGGCGGCCCUAUGCCCUGUCCCAUCCCGGGUUUCACCUAACCCCCUCCCAGCCCACACUCACUCCCUAAUUCCUUGGGGGCCGGAGCAGUGCUCCAAGAGGCUGCCUGGGGAUAAAGAUCCUUCCCCUGUAACCUUGGCUGGGUGGAGUAGAGGGAGGCAUUGGGGUGGGAGGUGAGGAGAAGCCAGGAGCUCUCACCAAAAGGGCUUCCAGGAGAAGGCUUUGAAGGAUGACUAGAAGUUCACAGGAGAGGAGGGAAUGUGGGUCUGUGGUGUAGGAUGUGUUGGGUGGGGUUUCUAUUCCAUCCAGUGAAUAUAUUCUCCUGGCUGAGAUGCCUGAAACCAGAGAAAAGAUAUUCAAUGCACCCCAGACCCUAAGGCUGGAUCCCAGAUGCCUAACCCAGCUUGGAAAAGAACUGAAGUGGAGGAGGUAGGGACAGUGCCAUCCUGUCCCCCCAUCUCCAUCCUCACCAGCUGCAGUCAACCCUCAGCUUGCUUCUGUCUUCUAAUUCAUGACCAACUGGUUAAGAUCAUGGUGGGAGGGAACCCAAACAUCCAAACAACAAAAUACCCCAAAGGUUGUUUUCCUCAUCAAAGCCAAACAACUCUAUCAGCAAAUUUAACAACUGAAUCAUCAAUGAGAGCCACUCUGAGAGUUCAUGCCAAACUCUAGGGUCAUCUGUGAAAUGGGCUCAUGGGGCAGUGACAGACCAGAGCCACCCAUGAUUGUCCAAGUUUCCUCAGCACAGAACCUGCCCCUACAGAGCUCUGAUGAACUCAUCCUGAUUUGUUCUUUUUAAAAAUCACAAUCCUGCCAACCCUGCAAGAAAUGUGCUGGUGACCAAGGCCAGCACUGGUGGACACAGCAGGGAUGGGACAAA